Tetrahymena thermophila SB210 is the source of this 3471-nucleotide messenger RNA. Its product is annotated as SacI-like domain protein. Gene Ontology annotation, biological process: phosphatidylinositol dephosphorylation. Gene Ontology annotation, cellular component: endoplasmic reticulum. The record is from RefSeq and is a predicted model, not a curated record. NCBI's taxonomy places the organism in Eukaryota, Ciliophora, Oligohymenophorea, Hymenostomatida, Tetrahymenidae. Gene Ontology annotation, molecular function: phosphatidylinositol-4-phosphate phosphatase activity. The transcript has 12 exons.
AUGUUAAUUUUUAAGCAGCAAUAAAAAAUUGGCGAUACAAAUAAUCUGAAAGCAAUAGAAGUUAGCAUAUCUAGAAAUGAAAUUUUAAUUAAAGCUAACCCUGAUUACUUUGUAGUUGGAACUAAGCUACAUAUUAAAAGACAGUUUUAGCCAAUCUACAAAGAUGUUAGUUUAAAAUACGACAUUUAAGAGGAGAAUAGAGCAUACAAUUUCAGUGCUUUUUUAGGCAUACUUUCUUUUAAAAAUUAUGGAUAUGACUUUUUAGUUAUGGUUCAGGACGCUAAAAAAGUGGCUACUAUUCAAAAAUAAGAUAUUUUUUUGAUUCUCAAAGUUCACAUGAUCUGCAUAGAAAGAGAUGAAAUCACUGGAAAUUAAAGCAAAUCAAUUAAUUGUUAUUUGCAGCAAAUCUCAAACAUUCUGCAAACAGGGCAUUAUUUUUCUUUUAGUUAUAGCAUCAGCCAAUCAUUGGAGGACUAGAAUAGAUACCCACUAAAACCUAAUAUUUAAUUCUUAUGGAAUUAUCAUUUAAUGGAUCCACUUAGAAAUAGCAACUUGGUCAAUAAGAAGUGGUGCAUUUAACUAAUUUAAGGUUUCGUUACAUAAUUUACUACCCUACUUAAAGAUAAUCAGCCUAUACAAUACACUUUGAUAACCAGGAGGUCAUCUUUUAGAGGAGGAACCAGAUAUAAUCAUAGAGGAGUUGAUGAAGACGGAAAUGUUGCAAAUUACUGUGAAUCUGAAUAAAUUUUGUAAUUGGGUUCUAUUUGUUGUUCCCACACAUAAAUUAGAGGCAGCGUUCCUUUAUUUUGGGAAUAAAAAGGGUUUUAAGCUACUCUUUAAUUAAUAAAAACUGAGGAAGAGAAUAAAAAAGCUUUUUUGAAACACUUUUAAAAGAUCAAAUAAGAUUACAAAAAUGUAAUGUGUGUAAAUUUAAUGAGUAAAACUAAACACCUUGAGUAAUAACUGACAUAGUAAUUUGAGAACUGUAUUUAAAAGUGCUCCUUAAAUUUCCUCAGAUAUGAAUUCUUUGAUUUUCAUGAAGCUUGUAAAGGAUUUAACUAUUAGAAUAUUAACGAACUUGCUGAGAGUCUUAAGCUCAUUACAUAUUCCUUUAAAUUUUUUGCUCUAGAUUAGAAUACAAAUAAAAUUUUGUUUGAAUAAACUGGAGUAAUUAGAACUAAUUGCUUAGAUUGUUUGGACAGGACAAAUGUUUUUAUGACAAAAAUAGCUGGCAUAGUUAUUGAGCAUAUGAUGAAUCAUAUGAAUAAGUAAACCAUAAAAGAAUUUGAUUCACCCAUUUUAAAUCUAAUUGAUGGCCAAACUUAAGGUAAAAAAAUUCACCCUUUUAUGACAAAUUUUAAAAACGCUUGGGCAGAUAAUGGUGAUUAAAUUAGUAAACACUAUGCAGGCACUGGUGCAACUACUUCUAAAGCAACUAAAUAAGGGAAUAUAGGAUUUAUGGGGUUUUUAGAUUAAAGUUUAAAAGGAAUAGAGAGAUUUUACAAAGGAAAUUUUGAAGAUAGCUAUAAAUAAGAAUGUUUAGAUAUUAUAACGGGUAGAAACUAUUAAUCUUCUGGAUAAUUAGAUAAAUCAAUAAUUUAGAAUAAUGAAGAGGUGAAAGAAAACUAAGAAAAAGAUUAAAAGUAUUUUGAUUCUUAAGAAAAUUAAGAUCAGGAACAAAAAAACAUUGAUUUUGAUAUUAAACAGAGCUGUAUACUAGAUAAAAAUAAUAUAAAUUUAAAUUUGCUAACUAUAACAUGGAAUACUCAGUAAUUUAAUAUUUAAAAUUAAAAUAUGGAGGAAACAUGUUUUAUAAACUUUGAGAGAUCCAUACCUCCAGAUUUUAUAUUUUUUACAUUUCAAAACAUAAAUGAUUUUGAUAAUGCAAUUUAAAGUUAUUGGUUUUAAUUGAUAUAAAAAUGUAUAAUGUAAUUCGGAUAAGAAUAUAAAAUGGUUUCUUAUCAUUAUUCUAAAAACAGUAAAAUAAUGAUUACUGCUUAUGUUUUGUCUUCUCUCCCUUAUUAAGUUAUUUAACUAUAAAUAGAUGAAGUUUUUUCACCUAUUUUUGGAGAUGAAUCAAAGAUAUAUGGUUGUGUAGGAGUUAAAUAUUUAAUAGAGUCAUCACAGUUUGCUUUUCUUAGUUGUUAUUUGCCAGAAAAAAGCGAAGAUCAUGAAAAAAGGAUAUAAUUACUCAAUGAAUAUAUGAAAAAUAUUUUUAUAUAAAAUUAUUCAAUUACAGAUAAUUAAUAAACCUAAUUUUAAGAAUUAGAUGUAUAAAUAUUGCUGGGAAAUUUAAAUUUUUAAAUCACCUUGUCAAAUUAAAUUAUUCAAGAGCAUAUAAACAACUAUCAAAUACUCAAAUAAGAAAAUAAUUAUGAAUAACUUUAAAAAUGCAUAAAUUUCUUGUUAGAUUUUGAUCAAUUUAAAAAUUUUUAAAAGCUACAAAAUUUUCUUAGCAGCUAUGUAGAAGGAUAAAUAGACUAUCUCCCCUAAUCAAAAAAGAAGGUAGAUAAAAACUCAGAUAAUAAAUAUAGUUGGUUUGAUAGAAUAUUCGUCAAUAAAAAUAAAUAAAAUAUAGAAUAUUAAAUAUAAUCUUAUCAACAGCAUGAAGAAAUAUUAGAUGCUUCAUAUUCACCUAUAUCAUUUUCUGCUGUUUUUAAUUUGCCAAAGUAGUUGAAAGAUAGUUAAAAUAAAGAUAAUUAGAAAAAUAUUAACUUAGAAUAAAAGAUAUUUAUAGAUGCUUAGAAUGCUCCUAGAAUAUUUGAGUUUUUUAAGCCACCUUAAGUAUUAGAAAAAUAAACAUUAAACAAAUUAAAUCACAGUCGCUCAGGGUAGGAAAAUACUGAAAAUAAUUCAUUAUCAUUAGAUGCAUCUGUAACUAUGAUUAUGAAUACAAACGAAGAAGAUUAAGAUGAUUAAUCAUAAAGUGAAAGAUACUCUUUGCUAUAAAAUAUUUUAAACGAGAAUAACUAAAAUAAUUAAUGUAAUGAGUAAGAAAUUAAUAUAAAAAGAUCUUAAAAUUGUUAAAUGGAAUUAUCAUAAUAGUAAUAGUAAGAAAAUAAUUUGAAUUCAAGUAAUAUAUAAGGUAAAGUCGAAACAAAUGUUAAUAAUUAAAGUAAAGAGUCCAAUUAAAAAUAAAAUGGUAAUGUUACAAUUUCAUUUUUCAAUAACAAUUAAAAUGAUAAAGAAGAUAAAGGAUAGUAGUUAUUCUAGUUACCUCUAAUCAAAGAUUAUAUAAGCAGCAAAGAAUUAAGUAAAGAGGACAAAGAUAAAAAAUUACUAAAAUAAAGCUAGUGUAGCAGUCUAAAAAAUUUACAAAGUUUUGAAAUAAAUUAAAAAGAAGAUGAAGAUAUAGAAGAUUAAGCUUAACAAAGUAGGCACAGAAAAAUGAGUAGCUUUGAUAUUUGUGUUAUAGAAGAUAAAUCCACACAAGAACAAAAAAAAGCUUUAUAAGUUAUAAAAGAAGAAUGA